Molecule: messenger RNA, 2440 nt
Organism: Opisthorchis viverrini
Lineage: Eukaryota; Metazoa; Platyhelminthes; Trematoda; Opisthorchiida; Opisthorchiidae
Exons: 7
Coding region: 25-2217 (730 amino acids)
Biological process (GO): proton transmembrane transport
Cellular component (GO): membrane
Molecular function (GO): proton channel activity
Source: RefSeq, a predicted model, not a curated record
GUCUGAAGCCCACACAGCGGCACAAUGAAGAUAGCUUUGAAAAGAAAUGCUAGCGGUAGCUUGUCAAAGACGUCAAACUCGUCAGUCAAACGAAAUCCGUCGAAAUCGGAUAAUGAACUGAAAAUGUCAGCAAAUGCAGCUCGUAAAGCGAAAAUCCACAGCCAGCGUGUGAUUGCCAUGUUGUAUUGCUUCCUUAUUUUGGCAAUCGGUCUUUCACUUUCGCUCUAUUGCGCCGGUACGCGGAUCGCAGAAUUGGAACAUUCGUUCGUGUGGUUUUACACAUGCAUGUAUUUGACAUCAGUGGCCGGGAUGAUAUAUAUGCUCGUGUACAUUUUUCGCAAUCGAAAUGCCAGUAUCGAGGCCAUACAGAGGGGGCAUUUAUCCGCCCCGCGAAUACUUUAUUCGUUACGUGGUGAGCCUGUCAGUCUCUAUCUACGAAUCGGACUUUGCAUUUUUGCCGCAAUGGCCAUCGUCUUCGCGGUUUUCCGGGCCACGGAAGUUGUGAAAUCCCCCGAAGAAUACGAUCGUGUCAUACCCUACACAAUAAGCAAGAUAUUAUACUUCACCGUUCAACCCAUAUUUUUUCUACUGCUUCAUCGACUGGUCGUACUUGCACACGUUCGUCUCUUCAGUUUUCUACUCCUGCAUAUGCUCACUGUGAACUUAUGCAUCUGGGUGGAAUCGGCCAUAGAGAAGGUCUCCCAAACAAUGAAUGUAGAGCAACACGGCGAGUCGCAUCAAAACACCGGCAAUGAUCACCAUUACACAACUAUGGUGACCUCAUACUUCCUGCCAGCCAUUCCUGAGUAUUGUGCGAUCGCGGUGGCCGUCGUGUAUGAAAUGUCACAGCGGAUCGGACAGUUGAAACAGAUCGAGGCGGAACAACAUUCAAAAGAACAUGAAGAAGCCAAGUGUAAUAUGCGGACUUUCCUUGGACCUGCCUUUGGGAUUGGCAUUUCAGUUGUCAUUUUGGCCAUCAUACUUGUCCUGGAGAACACCGGCACUGUGAUUGAUCGAUUCCGGAACAUCAUUCAUCUAACCGAAUUCAGUCUUAUACAAUUUACUGCCUUGAUCUUGAGUAUUGCCGGUCUAGUUGUAAUCCGGAAUCUCAAGUUCUCGGUUAACUUUGCGAAGAACAGUUUGGACGAAAAACUUCUUCUGGUCACUUUCUUUUUAAGCCUCAACUUUUUUGUCGUCUGCAUUGUCAUGUGUAUUGUGCUGUUAAGGAAUGGCAACCUGAAUAGUUCCGAGAUGAAAUAUAUGGCGGCUCAAUUGGUCGCAUUGCUACUCGAACUUACUGAGGUACUCGUACAGACAUACUUCAUACACGACACGUUCUAUCGCUGUUGUCAUCAUGAGGAGUACCAGCGCAGGAAGCCUGGACGAACGUUGAUUGUCCUACUCUCAGCACUGAACUUCUCCUUAUGGAUGAUCUACAGUUUUCAGGUUAAGCACAAUGACAUUCUAUUCAGCAAAACUGGUUACCUGCUUGAAAAACUGAAACUCCAAGGACAGCAAAUAUUUGUGACCGUUAUGUUGCCGAUGGUGAUGUUGUUCCGCUAUCACAGCUCCGUUUGCCUGGCAAUUUCAUUUGUGCGCACCUACGAGGACGAAGUGACACGGUAUGAGAGCAUGUUACGUUGGGUAAAACAAGGAACGACCAAAGAUUUCCUCCAGAAUUGUCAUUACUCUUUGGUUAACACAUGGCAAGAAGAUGAUCACAAAGCAGGUCAGGGUGGAAUCCAGGCUGGACGACAUCGGUCUGCCUCUCAUCCGGUCACGGUUCCCAAUCGAAUCCAAGUUGAGAGUCUUAGUACAAGCGACAAGCGAUCCGGGUCCGAUGACAGUUCUCUGCGACCAUUGCCAGAACACUUGAAUCAAACCUUGCAGAACAAAGAACGCACUAGACGAGAUACCAGAAUUAAUUUGGAAAUGGCUCGGAUACGAGUUGCAGCUAGUGAGGAGGGACACCGAAUGAUGGAACGAAAGCUACAGCAACAGAAAAUGCGGUCCAAACCGUUUGUCAAGAGUGUUGUGGACGUACUCGAGGGGAAGAUUGGCCGUCAACCAGCUAAAUUUCGUGUAGGGCCGGGAACUUACGAGUUGCCGAAAGCAAUGUCAAAUCAGGAACUUGGAACACACGUGGAAACUUCACCGAGCCCGGACACGGCAUCAGAACGACGUGAGACAAAUGGGACAAAAGUAAAGACGCCGUAGAUAUUUUCAACAUCUAUGCACGCGAACAUCACAAGUGCCUUAAGUUCACGCUCAACUUCUCAUCAGACACAAUUAUUACUUCAGCUUUUUUAAAGAACUACAAAAAGAUCUCAAAACUCGAUGUGAAUAGCCUGAACAGAUCAAUUUCAGGUUCACCUUAUCUUUUAUUAUCUAUGCAAACAUGGCCACAUCCACAAACAUUCGUUAUUUGAUUCGCCACUCA